GCGUGAUUUCCAGAUAUAUACAUACAAAUAAGAAAUGGUGAGAAGUUGACAAGGUGAUAAUUACUUGUAGGUCACCGGAUCUUAUCCCCCAAUUAAGAGAAACUGAUCUUUUGAGUAAAGAGACUUUCAAAGUUUAUCAUGGAUUUCUUCAUUGCAAAUGGACAUAAUAUUUCAGGAACCGGGGUAAAUUCUCUAAGUGUCCAAAAUAUCAUUUACGGAAUUCUACUGAUAUUAGUUUCUGUAUUCAUUGUUACAAUUAACGGAUUACUGCUAUUUGUUAUAUGGUCAACAAAGUAUCUACAUAGAUGUCAGAACGUAUUCGUUGUGUCUUUGGCUAUCAGUGACAUCCUCAGCGGAUUUGUGGAAGGCCCUUGUCUUGCUUAUAUUGUUCUGAAUCGCCCUGACAUUUUCCCUGUGUGUCCAGUGAAGUUUUUUGUAAGUCGUUUUACCAAAUCCUCCUUCUCCUUCAGUUUAAUGAUGCUAUCAGUGGAGCGGUGUCUUGCUGUGUCCCGACCUCUGAAAUAUCAAAGCCUUGUGACGGAUCGUUCCUGUACCAUCUCUGUUGUCCUUAUAUGGAUGUUAUCGGCUCUUUUUGCGUCACUUUCUCUAAUAAGGAACCGCUUCUUUUAUGAUAAACACAAUCACAAGUGUAGCUUUGACGUAUAUGCGUAUGGAUACACCAAAGACAUAAUAAUUGUUUAUAUUGUUCUUUCAAGAUUCUUGCCAAUGCUUGUGAUUUUGUUUUGCGUCAUUGUGACACUUAAUAAAGCUCGAAGCAGAUUCAAAUUUACUGCAGGCAUAUUAGCAGCUGUUCCAUUGACAGUAGCUCCUGUUGUGUAUCCUUUGAACCUGAAGAAAAUCACACUUAAAGCCCUCCGGUCCCUUGUGCUUUUGUCUAUAACUUUUUCUGUAUUGACCAUAGUCUGUUGUACAUCAGGGAUUCAGAAAACAAUUCGGAACCUUGAUUUCCCACCAGAAUAUGAGAUGGCUUUACAGUUUAUUUCUUUGUCCUAUUACUUCAUCACGCCUGUAAUUAUUCUCAUAUUCAACAAACAAUACCAGAACAGGAUUGUCUCUUUGAUCUGUAAGCGAGGCUGGAAGUCAAAUAGGGUCACACAAGAUCCACUGGCGACUGUAAAAUAGUCUG
Molecule: messenger RNA, 1147 nt
Organism: Saccostrea cuccullata (small rock oyster)
Lineage: Eukaryota; Metazoa; Mollusca; Bivalvia; Ostreida; Ostreidae
Product: sphingosine 1-phosphate receptor 1-like
Exons: 1
Coding region: 139-1143 (334 amino acids)
Biological process (GO): G protein-coupled receptor signaling pathway
Cellular component (GO): membrane
Molecular function (GO): G protein-coupled receptor activity
Source: RefSeq, a predicted model, not a curated record